AUGGAUGAUGUCGAUUUGCGACAGGAAAUCCUCCAGCAGACUCUUAAAGAGGUAGCUGGUGAGGAGAAAGAGGCGGCAAAUCCUUGUGUUAUUUGCCUAGACACUAUCACCGAGCCCUGUGUGGCACAGCCAUGCCACCAUGUCAACUUCGACUUCCUCUGCCUUGUUAGUUGGAUCGAACAGCAACCUAAAUGCCCCCUAUGUAAAGCCGAGUUGACAGCGGUGCAAUACGAACUCAACGCCACACAAGGUCCGAAGCUAUACAAGGUCCCGUCUCCGAGCGCAACAUUCCCGACAGUUCCAGUUACUAGUCGAUCACGUCCUGGCAAUCGCUACGGCCCACGGGGAGGGCGACGUCCUCCACCCCCGCCGCGACCACAGUCAGAUGACCCGCUCGAGCGCCGGCGCAAUGUCUAUCGCAACCGAACAUACUCCAUGCGAGUCGGGUCCAAUCGGUUAUCUCAGUAUCGAGAAUUGACACCAGACCUCUUCGCUCGUGACGAGGAGCUCGUCUCGCGUGCUCGGAAAUGGAUUCGCCGCGAACUACGAGUCUUCUCCUUCCUGAAUCCGGAACCGGAGCAUGAAGAGCGGAUAUCUCACCAAGUUUCGCGUCCUGGACCUCAGCGGCUGGAGAAUCGCAGGGCGAAUAAUGCCGAGUUCCUGCUGGAAUAUGUCAUCGCUAUCUUGCGCACGGUCGAUCUCAAAGGCAGUGCUGGACAAGCGGAGGAGCUGUUGCGUGAUUUCAUCGGCCGCGAGAAUGCAUGUCUGUUCCUCCACGAAUUGCAGGCGUGGCUGAGAAGUCCAUAUAAUUCCUUGGAGGACUGGGAUCGUCAUGUUCAGUACUCGAAUACUCCGCGAAGUGUGUCUGACGGAGGAAAUAGGGAUGGUCGCUCGGGUCAUAGACCGACUCCUGUGAACAAUCGGAGUAGACCACAGAGGUCCCGAAGACCAUAUAGGUCCAGGUCUCAAGAUGCGAUUGAUCGCUCCAGGCGGCUGCAGCAAGCUCAACAGCGAUAUAAUCCAUAUUAG
Penicillium roqueforti is the source of this 1029-nucleotide messenger RNA. RefSeq names its product RING finger domain protein. The transcript is spliced from 2 exons. Gene Ontology annotation, molecular function: ubiquitin protein ligase activity. Gene Ontology annotation, biological process: protein monoubiquitination; protein polyubiquitination. Lineage: Eukaryota; Fungi; Ascomycota; Eurotiomycetes; Eurotiales; Aspergillaceae. The record is from RefSeq and is a predicted model, not a curated record. Bases 1 to 1029 code for a protein of 342 amino acids.